Molecule: messenger RNA, 1207 nt
Organism: Salmo salar (Atlantic salmon)
Lineage: Eukaryota; Metazoa; Chordata; Actinopteri; Salmoniformes; Salmonidae
Source: RefSeq, a predicted model, not a curated record
CCUGGUGGUUGUUGAAUUCGAUGUCGUCGGUGCGCGAAUGUAGCAUCAUUAACCUCUAUUGUUACGACAUUCGUGUGAAAACCAGACAAAACCAUUCCGGCCUUUUCUCAGUGGUCUAGUAGCGGAGCGACAAGGGGGUGAGAGCCACUAUCCACGGCUGAACUCAGUCGAGGAUCAAACAACUCACCAUGGAGCCACAGGACCGACCACAGCCAGGGACAAUGCCGAGAAUCAACCGCGUCAGGCCCGGGAAAGGCGAUGUGAAGGUGUCUGUGGUGAACAUGUGUGGUCCCUCCUCCUCCACCAUCCUGAGGAAGAUCUACCAACAGACUGCCCUGUCUAUCAACAGUCAAUACCCAGUCCAGAGGAGUAAACCCUGGUCCUAUGCUCCCCACCUGAUGGGCCUGGCUCCUGUACCAGUAACACCCAGACCUCUCCUCUGCAGCACCCGGACAAGCAGAGGGACAGAACCAACCACACCCACCACGCUGCAGGCAGGGACCCCUCAUAGCUCAGACAGAGAGAGGCAGGACCGGAGCAGGGUGUGGCCGUGUAGACAGAGACAGAGGGAGCGGUUGCGUCCUCUGUGUAUAGCGGAGGUCUCCAGUCCGACGGUGGAACAGCGUCGAGGAAUACAACCGCUCUGUCAGCCCCUCAGAACAACAAAAAUACACCAGUCAGCUUAUGAAGUGUGUGCUGUUCACUGUUCUACCAUAAGAUGGUGAUGGGGAACUUCUCAACACUGCAGGAAUCUGUAGAGAAUAAAUGAACCUCCACUGAUCCUAGAUCUGUGCAACCUUUACCUGGAGCAACGUCACGAACGAAUACAGACUCCAAACCAGUCGAUUGAAAGACAAAAUGUUUUAUUUAGAAAUUCACAGUUUCUAAUGGCACUACAUCUCUGUAGUUACUCACUCCUUUCCCAGAAUACUCAGAGAAAGAGAGAAGCGUGGAAACAAAGCAGUUGACAGACAGCGUUUAGUGUAGAAAAACAAAAGGCAUGAAGGUAGUAAUAAUAACAAAGUGCACACUGAGACCUGGGGGUCACCGAGGACCAAUCUCUAGUCAGUGUGUUAAAUUAGGGCUUCGCUGAGUCUCUCACAAACACACAUCAAGAGAACAAAGAAACACUCUUGCAUGCAUACACACUUACACAUAAUAUCAUACACAUUCAAAAAGGGUAGAAAAUAAAGUGGGUCAUGAUUCA